Molecule: messenger RNA, 765 nt
Organism: Funneliformis geosporum
Lineage: Eukaryota; Fungi; Glomeromycota; Glomeromycetes; Glomerales; Glomeraceae
Source: the annotation of a GenBank genome assembly
AUGACACUAACCUCAUCCACUCAUUAUGUCAGUAGACCAACAUCACCAAUCACAAAUGAUGAACAACGUUUUAAGCGUCAACAAUCAAUAGUAGCUAGUGAACGAGAUAUUACGAUUCUGUACUAUGAUGAAAUCUUGAAUUACUCUCAAGAAAAAUGUAUCAUACAAUUGGAUGAUAAUUACUAUAAUAAACGAUUUGAGAAUAUGUUCAAAAAACAGUUAAAACAGCUUCAUGAAUAUAGUAGUGUAUGUCAAGUAUUUUUUCCUGAAAAGAUGUGGCAUGAAUUUGAAGAGUUUAAAAAUUCAUUUGAGAAUUGGUUUAAAACAUAUUACUUGGAAUAUUUUAAUGAUUUAUCAGCAAGAGAAAGGGUAAAUGCCUUCUCAGGAAAAUAUCACACCAUACUUAUGCGCAAGAUGAAAGAUACAAAAGGUAUAAAUUCAGCGGCGGUUCGAAAUGCAAUCUCUAGAGAAUCCAAGAUCCAAUUACUGUUAAGCAACAAGCAAAAAUGUGCAAGUGACAAUGCAUUUACUAAUAUUUCUGAUGAUGAUGAGUCAUUUCUUAGUAUUUACACUUAUACGAUAGCUUUAUGUGAUAUUGUUCUAAACCCAGAUUAUCCGGAUACAGAAUGUGCAAAAAAACUAUUACAACGAUGUUUUCAAGUAUUUAAGGAUGCACUUAUAAGUCGUGACAGUAUUAAACUUAGUGAUUCUCAAGCGGUAUUAAAAGAAGAAACUCCAGAAAUUGAAAAAAGAAGAAAAAAAUAA